AUGGGCCCUAUCUGCAUCGACAGCUGCAACUGCCUCGCCUUCGUUGGGGAUUACUGUCCGCCAGGCGAGCACGUCUGCGCGUGGGUUGACGCUCAGAACCGGCUCCCGUCGAUGACUGCGGCAGAGGCGAUCCUCACAGCCGGCCUUGAACACCCCAACUCAGCCUUCCUCGGGCUCAUCUCCAAAUUUGCAUUCGACGACCCGGCCUAUCGAAAGGCGGGGGUUUCAUCGAUGCUCCUGCGUCAUAUCCUGUGUGGGAGACGCGCUACAAGGACCGAGACGCGUCCGCACUGGGAUUGUGCAGUACUCGGUAUCAGCAACGUUCUCCAUUCAAUCUUGUGCCAGUGCCAGGCGCCGAAAACCUGUCUGGAAGAUAAGACGAUCCUGCAAGAACUCCGAGCGUCGUACAGUGCGAUCCUUGAUGUUAUCUGGAGGGAUUUGCGGUUCUUGAAGCCAGAGGGAAAUCUUGGAGAUGCGAGGAGGAUAUUGGUGUCGUCGCUACUCAGGAAUUAUCUCUUGGAUCCCGGGAUGGCAAGGCAAAUGGCCUCUGACCCCACCACUGCAAAACUUGUGUUCCACUGUUGGAUGCUCACGAACCCUCCCGACGUCUUCCGACCCGGUCAGUCGACCGCGGACACCGUCAGGUCCUAUCUCAUCUGUAAAGAUGAAACUGGGAUGUGCAUGGCGCGGGUUGCACAAACGACGGCCUCCAAGGUUCUCAAGGUCCCGACACUGAUGUCGUAUAUCAACUAUCGGCUGAAGAACAAGAAGCUCGUCGGGCAGUCGCUCGUGCGCGAGCUGGAUCUGCUGUAUUGUAUCGUAUGGGAGCCGUCCGCCCGUUCGUUUAUCGAGGAAGGAGUCUUCAAGCAAGUGGCGAUUGCGAUGAGAAGGCAGCUCGAGAUGAAGGACGAGCAUAUCGAGCCCGUGUUGUUUUACGGAUUUGGGAUAUUCAUGCGCAUCAUGCUGCACAUCGACCGCGACCCCACCCAAUCCAUAGGAUAUAUCACCACCCUCAUCGAGACGACCUGCUUGAUGGAAGUCGCCUCCGCCGGGAUCCGACUCAACGCAGUGCAUCAGCGCUGCACGCCCAACCCGACCUUUGCUGGAGACUGGGGGAAACUCUUCUCGCGUCUUCAGCACGCCAUCACGUGCGACCGGGUUGGGGAGUGCAACUUCAUCGCGACGUCCGAGCUCGUGAGCGCGCUGAGAGCGUCGUUGGCUCGCGUGGCGGUGCCGACGUGGGUCGCACUCGAGGAGCUGGAGAGUUGGGGUUCUAGCCCAGAAUGUGGGGCCGUGGCCGCACUCGAGUGCAAGGAAAAGGAAGAGGAGAAAGACAAGGGGUUGGCUUUUUGGUGCGAGUUCCUGGGGCAGCUGAAGAUCACGGAGGACGAUGUAAGAGAACAAUACCGCCUUGACAAGAAGUGCGGGAAUAUCAUCUGCCCGGCGCGGCUUUCGUGGGUUAAGAGUCCGAAGAAGGCAACAUGUGUGGGGUGUCGAUCUGUGUUCUAUUGCGAUCGUGCGUGUCAGAAGAGGGACUGGGUGCAUCACAAGACGGUCUGUAAAAAAUUGGCCGGGAAACGCCUUCUGGUUGGCUCUUCCCCUGUUUCUCUAGAUGAAACUUCUUGA
Molecule: messenger RNA, 1626 nt
Organism: Cyclocybe aegerita
Lineage: Eukaryota; Fungi; Basidiomycota; Agaricomycetes; Agaricales; Hemipholiotaceae
Source: the annotation of a GenBank genome assembly